AAAAGACAGCGAUAGAAAAAGGUAGAAAGGUAGAAAGACGUCUAAUAGAGAUAUAAGUACAUUUGUAAUAAUGUGAAAUUUAAAAUCGUGAAUCUAAUCCUUUUCCGCCUAAUCUAAGGACGGAUUUGAACGAAAUUAUUCACGUGAAAGUGAUACAUAUUUGAGCAUACUGUAUUGUGUUGUUGUGGAUUUGGUUACCGUUUAGGUUAUAAUAAUAUAGGCAUGUCAUAGAUGUAACAAUUGUAAAAGAAGAGUGGCUAAUAAAUUAUUCUUCUGUUAUUUCCAAUAAAUGUACGUAUACCUCAUAUGAGUUGUAUUUUAUGAUUCUUUCGUUUGUUCAAAAUGUAGAUUCCUGAAAAAAACGAUUAUUCUCGUAUUAAUUAACGUUAUAUACGCUUUACUAUUUUGUAAAUGUUAAUUAGAAUAGAAAAUUGUUUGAGCUUUAAUCAUUCAAAUACUGUUGUUACCAUUGCAUUUUUAAAAGAGCAACAAAUAUCACGAUUUGUUGGUAAAUGCGCGAAUUUUGCACAUCUUUCGCAAACCUGUUCUGCUCUCUAGCGGGAUAAACGAGUAUCUCGAUAGGAUAUUUCAAAAGUGCCGCGGGAAAUGUUUGAUUUAUUUUACUUUUCGAUCAUUUCAAAGUGCAGCGAUAGAUUUUUAGCAGUACCAUUCAUUGUGAUGUGAGUUUACCUGUGGUACAAUCAGUACAAAAGUUAACGAUCGCUGAUGUGCGAGUGAAAAGGAAUAAUCAAAGGCAGAACAAAACGGUCGAAAAUAAAUCAAAUAAUCUUCCAUGUUUAAUCGGUGGUGGGAAAGGUGGAUUUUAUAGCGAAGAUAAGAUCUUUGCGAAUCGUGCAACGCUCUUUAAUUACUGAAGUAAUUAACGCGUACCGCUCAGUACAGCAACAAUGACGACCGUAGAAUCUCAGACUGAUAAAACUUUAAGUCAUCUCGAUAAGCUUUCGAAUACGGAGGUAGCUGAAAUUCCGUCCGAUCGUGGACUUCCUGUUGGAAUAAGUCCAUUGGAAUCCCGGGUGUCCGGACAUCCGUUCGACGAUGAACGACAUAUGAUUGGUAUGUUACGAAGGUCGGAUGGCCGUGUAUUUAAACCCGUCAUGAAGCCAAUGCUAGGAAUAACAUUCCUUACCCUGAAAGACAUUACCGAUGGUAUGGCAGAACCGUGCGUGAUGGACAUAAAGAUAGGAAAACGAACGUGGGAUCCUUUAGCCAGUUCCGAGAAGAAGGCAAAGGAAGAAUUGAAGUACGCCGAGUCAAAACGCACUUACGGUUUCUGUAUAACUGGCUUUCAAGUAUACUGCGCCUCUUCCAGCCAGUUAAGAAAGUUUGGCAAACAUUAUGGCAAGACACUCGAUGCGAAAGGUGUCGUGGAAGCGCUGAAAAUCUUCCUGAAUAUAAGUCCAGAAAGACCGCCCUGUCGUCAAUUGAUUGUGAAGCUUCUGUCUUUCUUGUGGAAGAUCUUACUGUUCUUUCGUACGCAGCGGUUGUUCCGCUUUUAUUCUAGUUCCCUGUUGGUGGCAUACGACGCGAAAAGGCUGCGCCAUUAUCACCGUCUGGGUAACAAGGAUACCGGGCGCCUACCGAAAACGUUCACUUCGUCGAACAGUCACGCGUCCAAAUCGAGCGUGUUCAAUGCGGCCGGCAAAUCGAUCGCGAACAGCGUCGAAACGAGCAGAAAUCGAACGAUGGAGAGGGUGCAUUUUAUUAAAAGAAGCAUCAGCUUGAGCAGCGAGUACGACAAGAUUGAAAAGGAGAGAACGUUGAACAGAAGCGGAUCCUGUAGUCCGGACUUAAGGGUAGGCCGACUAUGUCGCACCCAUUCUUACGUGAACAACUUCGAUGAUGACAUCGUUAAAAUGAAAGAGGAUUACGAUGACCUGUUAAACGAACUGACCAGUUCUUCGGAAGAGAAACAGAAUUGGGUACGGAUAAAUAUGAUAGAUUUCACGCACGUCUUCCCAGCGGAGGAUCCAACUGCUUUGGAUAUGAAUUAUUUAGAGGGGAUCGAGAAUCUGAUCAAACUCGUGGAGAUGUUCCUUGUGUCAAAGGAUCACGCUGCAUGAACUGUGUCGAUAACGUAGAACGCCCUUGUUAUACGUUUCGAUGCAAUCGUACUUUUGUAUUCUUUAAACGAUGUUAGAAUAUGUUUUUGACAUUAGGGCCAGCGAGAAAUUGCAAGCUGGAAAUCGUACUUUUGUGAUUCAAUGCACGAUAGAAACGUUUCGUGAAAGCUUUCUACACGUAGCAUGUAAUGCGAACAAUUAAGUAUUUAUCGUUGUCUCAGAGCCUUCAUGAAAUGUUUCUGAUAUUUGUAGUUGGCACAAUGAAUCAGAAGCACUGAAAAAUCAAACGUUUAAUUGUAUCGCACCAGAUGUAAUCAUUUGUAACGAUCAUUUUUUUUUUUUUUUCGUUGCACCUCGUUUGUCGCUAUUCCAUAGUGACGAAAAAUCUUACUCGUUUGUUUUAUUAUACACAUGUACAUUUACAAGCAUCGACAACGUAUGUAUUCGUUUCUCGCACGAUUGUAGUAGUCAUCUGUUACUCGUGUCAUUUACUUUCUUACGCUGUUCCUGUGCAGACGAGAUUCUAUAAUUAUACCUACUAAUUACGGAAAUUAUGUUGAUAUGGUACAAAAAAAAAUAAAACAGUUAACGCAAA
Messenger RNA from Osmia bicornis bicornis, 2676 nucleotides. It is a transcript of the gene Ipk2, whose product is annotated as inositol polyphosphate multikinase. The record is from RefSeq and is a predicted model, not a curated record. Lineage: Eukaryota; Metazoa; Arthropoda; Insecta; Hymenoptera; Megachilidae. The transcript is spliced from 5 exons. Gene Ontology annotation, molecular function: inositol tetrakisphosphate kinase activity; inositol-1,4,5-trisphosphate 3-kinase activity. Bases 909 to 2081 code for a protein of 390 amino acids. Gene Ontology annotation, cellular component: cytoplasm; nucleus. Gene Ontology annotation, biological process: inositol phosphate biosynthetic process.